Messenger RNA from Coffea eugenioides, 3256 nucleotides. RefSeq names its product eukaryotic translation initiation factor 3 subunit C. Gene Ontology annotation, molecular function: translation initiation factor binding; translation initiation factor activity; RNA binding. Gene Ontology annotation, biological process: translational initiation. Gene Ontology annotation, cellular component: eukaryotic translation initiation factor 3 complex. The record is from RefSeq and is a predicted model, not a curated record. NCBI's taxonomy places the organism in Eukaryota, Viridiplantae, Streptophyta, Magnoliopsida, Gentianales, Rubiaceae. The coding region runs from base 155 to 2935 and encodes 926 amino acids. The transcript is spliced from 4 exons.
AAACUCCCACCACCCUACCGCCGCUAUCUCGCAUCUUUUCCUCCCUUCAUCUCCAAUUUAUUUAGAAUCAGUUUUCCGAGUCAGAUUCUCUGAUUUCUAUUGCUCAUUCAGGUUUUUCGCAGCUCAGAUUUGUUGAAUUAGUGAGUUAGCAACCAUGGCUUCGCGAUUUUGGACUCAGGGUGGUGACAGUGAGACAGAGGAGGAGGAGAGUGAUUAUGAGCAGGAGGAUAAUGAGGUCCCAGUUGAGGACAUCAAUAAGGCUGCCAAGAGUAAGUAUCUUCAGGGCAGUGAUACUGAAAGUGAUGAUGAGGAUGGGCAAAAGCGUGUUGUCAAAUCUGUGAAGGACAAGCGGUUCGAAGAGAUGACAGCUACUAUUGACCAGAUGAAAAAUGCUAUGAAAAUUAAUGACUGGGUCAGCCUGCAAGAGAGCUUUGACAAGAUUAAUAAGCAAUUGGAGAAGGUGAUGCGAGUCAAUGAGUCUGACAGGGUGCCAAAUGUUUAUAUUAAAGCUCUUGUUAUGUUGGAAGACUUCUUAAAUCAGGCGUUAGCUAAUAAGGAGGCGAAGAAGAAGAUGAGCAGUAGUAAUGCUAAGGCACUAAAUUCGAUGAAGCAGAAGCUGAAGAAGAACAAUAAACAGUAUGAAGAGAUGAUUAACAAGUAUAGGGAGAAUCCUGAAGUUGAGGAGGAAGAAGAUGGAGAUGAUGAUGACGAGGAUGGGGAAGAUGAGGACUCAGAGUUUGAGGAAGACCCUUCAAAACUUGGUAUGGAAUCUGAUGCAGAAGAAGAUGAGGACAAGGAAGCUGGUGAGGAUGAUGCAAAUGAAACUGGUCCAGGGUGGGAAAAGAUGAUGAGCAAAAAAGAUAAGCUCAUGGAUAAACAGUUCAAGGACCCAAGUCAAAUCACCUGGGAUACAGUCAACAAGAAGUUCAAGGAGAUUGUAGCUGCAAGAGGAAGGAAGGGAACUGGAAGGAUUGAGUUGGUUGAGCAACUCACAUUCUUGACCAGAGUUGCCAAGACCCCUGCUCAGAAGCUUGAGAUUUUAUUUAGUGUUGUCUCUGCGCAGUUUGAUGUUAAUCCUAGUCUAAAUACUCACAUGCCCAUAAACGUGUGGAAGAAGUGUGUCCAAAAUCUGCUUACCAUACUUGAUAUUUUGACUCAAUAUGCAAACAUUGUGGUUGACGACAUGGUAGAGCCUGAUGAAAAUGAGACACAAAAGGGGACAGAUUAUAAUGGUGCUAUUCGGAUUUGGGGAAACUUAGUAGCUUUCCUUGAAAGAAUAGAUGUGGAAUUUUUUAAGAGCUUGCAGGUCAUUGAUCCACACACCCGUGAAUACAUUGAGAGGCUUCGGGAUGAGCCCACAUUGGCAGUUCUUUCUCAGAAUGUGCAAGAAUAUCUGGAAAGGGCUGGUGACAACAAGGGUGCAGCGAAGGUAGCUCUUAAACGGGUUGAACUCAUAUACUAUAAACCCCAGGAGGUAUAUGAUGCAAUGAGGAAGUUGGCUGAACAGAAUGAAGGUGGAGAAGGUGAGACAGAUGGGGAACCAAAAGCGGUUGAGGAGAGCAGGGCCCCACCAUCAUUUGUUGCAACUCCAGAAAUUGUGCCGCGGAAACCCACCUUUCCUGAGAGUAGCAGGACAUCGAUGGACAUCCUGGUUUCGCUCAUCUACAGGUCUGGUGAUGAGCGGACUAAGGCCCGUGCAAUGCUUUGUGACAUCUACCAUCAUGCUUUACUGGAUGAAUUCUCGACAUCGCGUGACCUAUUGCUGAUGAGUCACUUGCAGGAUAGCAUUCAGCAUAUGGAUAUUUCCACUCAGAUACUAUUUAACAGAGCAAUGGCACAACUUGGAUUGUCUGCAGUUAGGGUUGGACUUAUAGCUGAAGGACAUAGCUGCCUGUGUGAACUGUACUCCGCUGGACGAGUGAAGGAAUUGCUUGCGCAAGGUGUCUCACAAAGUCGAUUCCAUGAAAAGACACCAGAACAGGAACGGAUGGAAAGGAGGCGCCAAAUGCCAUACCAUAUGCAUAUAAAUCUUGAGCUUCUUGAGGCUGUCCAUCUGAUUUGUGCCAUGCUGCUUGAGGUUCCUAACAUGGCAGCCAACAGCCAUGAUGCUAAGCGCAAGGUUAUCAGCAAGACUUUCAGACGGCUGCUUGAGGUGAGUGAGAGGCAGACAUUUACUGGUCCCCCUGAAAAUGUCAGGGACCAUGUAAUGGCAGCCACAAGGGCUCUUAGGCAGGGAGACUACCAGAAGGCCUUUGAUGUUAUUAAUUCCCUUGAUAUCUGGAGGUUGCUCCGCAACAAGGACAGUGUCCUUGAGAUGCUAAGGGCUAAAAUCAAGGAAGAGGCACUUCGCACCUACCUUUUCACAUAUUCAUCCUCUUAUGAUUCCCUCAGCCUGGAUCAGCUUGCAAAGAUGUUUGACCUUUCAGAUAAGCAAACUCACAGCAUUGUCAGCAAGAUGAUGAUCACUGAGGAGCUUCAUGCAAGUUGGGACCAGCCAACCCGGUGCAUGGUGUUCCAUGAUGUUGAGCAUACUAGGUUGCAGGCAUUGGCAUUUCAUUUGACAGAGAAGCUGACUGUUCUUGCCGAAAGCAAUGAGCGAGCACAAGAGUCGCGAAUUGGGGGUGGAGGAUUGGAAAACCUUCCCCUGAGGCGUAGGGAUGGCCAUGAUUAUGCUGCAGCAGCAGCAGCUUCUGGUGGCACUGCUAGAUGGCAAGACUUGUCUUUCUCACAAGGCAGGCAUGGAACUGGUGGGGGUCGGACAGGAUAUAAUGCCGGAGGAAGAACAUAUUCAGGGCAAGCUGGUGGCUUUUCUAGGGACAGAACUGGUCAGUCUCGUGGAGUUGGGAGAACUUACCAAACUGGUUCAGCUGCCAGGGCGAGCCAGAUGGAUGGUUCCACACGUAUGGUCAGUUUGAACAGGGGAGCCUACGCAUAGAGUAGCAGAAAUAGACGAACCAGCACUGCAAUAGCGCAUCUUUUCAACCUUUUGAAGCUCAUCUAUUUUAUGUAAUCAUUCUGAAAUUAUUGAUUGUUCUACAGAGGAGUUUGGUCUAUGAUUCCUAGUCAAGCCUUUGUUAACUUAUGAACGGAUACUUUGUUUGUUCCGUCUUAUUAGGAAAAUUUUGUAUGUCAAAAACACUUCUUUUUAGCUUUUUGAAGUUUUGGUUGUGGCUUGUGUGUCUGGAUUCUCUUCAUCUACUGAAAACAGCGAACUUGGGCGAACUUUUGAAUAGCUUCCAGCUUAUGAUUUAUGCCA